Molecule: messenger RNA, 2626 nt
Organism: Coregonus sp. 'balchen'
Lineage: Eukaryota; Metazoa; Chordata; Actinopteri; Salmoniformes; Salmonidae
Source: the annotation of a GenBank genome assembly
CAUUCAUGAGCCGAACUGGCAACAGUUGUCCACAUGUUGAUGAGCAGCAAUUACGGUAUAUGAUUGCCUUUUAAUUGUAAUUUUGGAUAAUCAGAGAACUUUUGCUUGUAGUUUACAAAGUUUGCUUACUUAGCAUUUUUUCUAGCUAGUUAUAAUAUAACGUUAGCUAGCUACAGUAUAGUAGUUUGCUAUCACAAAGCAAGUUGUCGAUAAUGCUGUUUGUGAACUUUUCUCUUAGCUAGCUUCACUUGAAAAGUUGUCACCAUCUAACGUCUGCAAUUAAUAUAUACAUAAUGUUUGUACAACUACAGUAUUUAUCAAGUUUUUGUCUGGGUUUUGUUGUGAGCUAGUCAACUAUGACUCUCACGGGCAGUCACAUGGCUAAACGGGAUGUAUGCGUCACAGCGCGCCUUUCUGGAAGAUUACCCGCCAGACUGUAAUGCCCUUUGGAUUUAACAAUGGUUAACCCGCUAAAUUAGCUGAAUGUUUACAUGCAACGAGUACUUGUCAGUUUGUUUUGUGUUGCUAGGUAGUCUUUGCUUGCUACAUACUUCAAGGAUUUAACAUGAAGGACAUUGAGAUUCAUUGAUGGAUGAAACGACUCAUGGGGGAAACAUGUUGCUUCCUAUUAUAGCUAGGCUAAUUUAUGUGUAUAGGCUAAAGUUUACUGUUUGUGGUAGUUAGCUACUAAUCUUACGAAAGACACGCUCUUAUAUUUCCGGAAUUUGGACCAUCAUUACAGCAUAUCAGUGAAACAUGAUGAAAAAGGAGAUUGCAGCAGUGGUGUUUUUCCUGAAAAGACUGAUCAAAAAGGUGGAGAAGUUGGAGACCCAGAAAGUGGACUUGUUUGUGGAGCGGUUGACUAUUACCCUGCACGAGAAGUUCAGGGGACAUUGGUACCCUGAAAACCCCAGCAAAGGACAGGCCUUCAGGUAACUUAACUACAGAUCAGACCCUGUCUGUUGCCUUGCUCUCACUAUCUUGAUGUCCAUACCAGUAGUUUUAUGAACCUCCAGUCUAGGGCAUCAUGAAUAAGAUGUGUUUUGGAUAUGCAGUGAUUUGUAUGAUUGGAGUUUUCAAAGUAUUGUAUACUCUACUUCGCAGGUGUAUUCGGCUGAACAGGUUGCAGAGGGAGGAUCCAGAGUUGCUGCGGGCCUGCCAGGAGAGUGGGGUUCAGUACAAGGACCUUGGCCUGCCCAGAGAACUCACUCUGUGGGUGGACCCAGGGGAGGUGUGCUGCAGGUCAGUCUGUCUUAUUUAAAAGCAUUGGAUUGGUGUAAGUAUUGGCUGGAAGGUGUUAAAUCCAUGACAGGGGAGUGUGCAAGUGCACACUUUGGGAGAUGGGUAGACAAUCGGUAUGCAGCCUCGGUUGUUCCAUUGUUUACCAGUCAAGUAACUCAGUUGAUGACAGAGCAUCACAAGUGUUGUUGGCUUCUUCAUUUCACUCUCGUGCAGGUAUGGAGAGAAGAACCAUGCUUUCACGGUGGCCAGUUUCUUUGGUGAUGAGGAUGUGACAAAGAAGGUGACCAGCGCUGUGGAGAGGGUGACGUCUGACUACCACUCCGGUUCAUCCUCAGAUGAGGAUAGUGGCCUCAGGGAAACCCGUCCUCCCCCUACCUGCCCCCAAAAUCACCACACAUACCAGGUAUAACCAGUAAUGUAGUGUUUCAAUACAGUCUUGUCUGAAAGCCUCCUUGGUCAGCUCUGGCAAUGUGGGAAAUAUAAUUGAAAUUGACACGUUUUAUUGUUCAAAGGUGAUCUACCCAGCUGCUCCUUUGUGGCAUCCUACAGUGCCCAAGCAGAAGAAGAUGGGGCCCGGUAAAGGAUAUAACGGCCCUCCACGUCCUCCUCACAAUGGCUUCAGACCCCAAGGCAGACCCAUCCAGCCCUUCAGACACAACGGCUGGGCUCUGCCUGGCCAGAGAGGGGGGCACGGAUACUGGGGUGGCACUCCAGGCCUGGCUUACUGUUAGGGACCACUGUAGCAAGUGUUGACAUUAGUAUUAGCCUGUUCCAGGUGCCCAGGUUCCCUGAGCUGUUGAGGGUAACCAUUAUAGCAAGCAAUAGUUCAUGGGGGGCAGGUAGCCUAGCGGUUAAGAGUGUUGGGCCAGUAACCAAAAGGUUGCAGGUUUGAAUCCCCGAGCCGACUAGGUGAAAAAUGUCGAUGUGCCCUUGAGCAAGGCACUUAACCCUAAUUGCUCCUGUAAGUCGCUCUGGAUAAGUGUCUGCUAAAUGACUAAAAUGUACAAUGUUGGAGGGAAGAGGAUUGAGGGGCAAACAAAAUCCACCAAGAUGUCUGACCACAUUUUUUAAAAGUAUUUUUGUAGUGAAAUAGUCACUCUGGAAUUUGUAUUUUUUAUGAUAAGAACAUUAACUCUUUGCACUUUAGAUAAUUUGUAAUCGUGAGUAAAAUAAUUAGUUGUAAUGGAUAAGGAAUAUUGGAAUUUGAUGUGUAUUUUAUAGCUAUGAAGAUAUAUGUACUGUAUUUAUUUUUGAUGGGAGAAUUGUAUGUUAACUCCUACUGUACUGUACAUCAGUUAUGUUCCAAUGAGAUUGUUUUUUUUUUUAUUCACAGUGUACUAGUAUUAUGAAUUGUGCUUACCACUUAAAUUAUGAGACAUUAAAC